Molecule: messenger RNA, 600 nt
Organism: Umbelopsis ramanniana AG
Lineage: Eukaryota; Fungi; Mucoromycota; Umbelopsidomycetes; Umbelopsidales; Umbelopsidaceae
Exons: 4
Coding region: 133-477 (114 amino acids)
Biological process (GO): transcription initiation at RNA polymerase II promoter; maintenance of transcriptional fidelity during transcription elongation by RNA polymerase II; transcription-coupled nucleotide-excision repair
Cellular component (GO): RNA polymerase II, core complex
Molecular function (GO): DNA-directed RNA polymerase activity; zinc ion binding; nucleic acid binding
Source: RefSeq, a predicted model, not a curated record
CACUGACGGGCCUGGAAGUACAAAACUGUCGAGGUUUGAAAAUUUCACUAAGGUCACGUGCGUCCGUAAUGGGUCGUCUUCAAAUUUGAAGCGUUGUUUGCCAUUCCUUCGCAGUAAGCUUUGGUCAUCAACAUGGCAAGCUUCAAGUACUGUUCGGAAUGCAACAACAUGUUGUACCCGAGAGAAGACAAGACUAAUCGCAAACUACUAUUUGCUUGCCGCAACUGUCAUUUCGAAGAGGAUGCUGAUAACAACUGCGUUUACCGACACGAAAUCGUGCAUGCUCCUUCUGAACAAACCAUGGUGUUGACUGAUCUUAGUGCUGAUCCCACUUUGCCACGAACCACUACUGCCUGCCCUCGUUGCGGUUACCAGGAAGCGGUGUUCUUCCAGUCGGCAGCGCGACGAGCAGAUACUAAAAUGACCCUUUUUUAUGUUUGCUGUAACAGGGCCUGCGGCCAUCGUUGGGUCGAUUAAUUUGUACAGUUCUGUUUCUAUCACUUCACAUACCUUUUUCCCUUUUAUAAAAUCUUCAAUAUACAUUCUCUCUCAUUGAACUAUUUGAGCCUAUAUGUCGCACUUGGUUCUAACAUUUUGGUU